Funneliformis mosseae is the source of this 1494-nucleotide messenger RNA. The record is from the annotation of a GenBank genome assembly. Lineage: Eukaryota; Fungi; Glomeromycota; Glomeromycetes; Glomerales; Glomeraceae.
AUGUCUGUUUCCAACUUUGCACAACAAGCGUCUAAACCUUCAAAAAUUCUUACUUACGAAACCAUUAACCCUCACGUUAAGAGGGUAGAAUAUGCUGUUCGUGGUGAAUUGGCAAUUUGCGCCGAAAGAAUCAAAGAUGAAUUGUCUAAUGGAUAUUCACACAAUUAUCGUUUCGAUACUGUUGUGAAUUGUAAUAUUGGAAAUCCACAACAACUUAAACAAAAGCCCAUAACUUUCUUCCGUCAAGUCGCUUCCUUAAUGGAAUAUCCUGAUCUUUUAUUGCCCGAAAAUCGUAAGCAAAUCGAAUUUUUGUAUCCUUCAGAUGCAAUUGAUCGUGCACGAAGGCUACUUAAACAAAUCGGAAGUAUUGGCGCAUAUUCUCAUUCUCAGGGAAUUCCUUGUAUAAGAGAUAAUGUUGCAAAAUUCAUCGAAGAACGUGAUGGAUAUCCUGCCGAGCAAAGUAGCAUCUUCCUUACUCAAGGUGCUUCGGCAGGUGUUCAAAGUAUACUUCAACUUUUAAUUGCACAUUCUAACGUUGGUAUCAUGAUACCUAUACCACAAUAUCCUCUUUAUACUGCUACUUUGGCGCUUUAUGAUGCACAGCCAGUACCGUACUAUUUAGAUGAAGAGAAAGAUUGGGGAUUAGAUAUCAGUCAAUUAGCUUCUUCACUCUCCGAAGGUCGUUCGAAAGGGUUAGAUAUUCGUGCGCUUGUAAUUAUUAACCCUGGUAAUCCCACUGGUCAAUGCUUAACAGAACAAAACAUGCGCGAAAUUAUAGAUUUUUGUCAUAAAGAACGUAUUAUUUUAAUGGCUGAUGAAGUUUAUCAAACAAAUAUUUAUCAGCCUGCUGAACGUCCAUUUCAUUCUUUUAAAAAAGUCCUUAGAUCAAUGGGAGAAAAAUAUGAGCAAUUCGAGUUAUUUUCUUUUCAUUCAGUUUCUAAAGGCAUGAUAGGAGAAUGUGGUAGAAGAGGAGGUUAUUAUGAAUGUACGGGUAUUGAUUCUCCCGUUGUUGACCAACUUUAUAAACUUGCAUCAGUUAGUCUUUGUCCCAAUGUUCAAGGACAAAUCAUGGUAGAUUUAAUGGUUCAACCACCAAAAUGUGGAGACGAGAGUUAUGCGUUAUACCAAAAAGAAUUAAGUGGAAUUUAUGAGAGCUUACGAAGGAGAAGCAUAAAAUUAAGUGAAUGUUUCAACCAAUUAGAGGGUGUCACGUGUAAUAAUGCUCAGGGAUCAAUGUAUCUUUUUCCUCAAAUUCGUCUACCACAAAAAUCAAUUGAAGCUGCUCGUCAAGCAAGCAAACAACCUGACGAAUUUUAUUGUUUAGCUAUGCUUAACGCGACAGGUGUAUGCGUUGUUCCUGGUAGUGGAUUUGGUCAAAAAGCUGAUACAUGGCAUUUUAGAAGUACAUUUUUACCGCCCGAAGAAUUAUUUGAUGGAUUUUGUGAAAGAUUACAAAGAUUUCAUCAUGAAUUCUUUGAAAAAUAUCGAGAUUGA